Helianthus annuus (common sunflower) is the source of this 2093-nucleotide messenger RNA. RefSeq lists its product as uncharacterized. The coding region runs from base 183 to 1751 and encodes 522 amino acids. The record is from RefSeq and is a predicted model, not a curated record. The transcript is spliced from 8 exons. Lineage: Eukaryota; Viridiplantae; Streptophyta; Magnoliopsida; Asterales; Asteraceae. Gene Ontology annotation, molecular function: zinc ion binding.
GUGUUUAUUGUGUGUGAGAGAAAUAAUGAGGAUUUAAAUGAUACCACCAUACCAUCUCUGUGAUAUUUGUUUUAACCAUUAAAGACCCUCCUUUUCUUUCUUUAUCUUUCAUCUUUAACCAUUUUUCUUCAAGAUAUUUGUUUUCAACUUCUUGGUGUCCAAUAAAAAUCUCAAAACUUUACAUGAAUUCUGAUCAAGAGAAUAACAUGACCAUGGUUGUAGCUCAAGCUCAAGACCAUGAUUCAAGCUCAUCACAAAGUCAAGAAGUUGUCAUCCCAAUUCACAAGGUUGACGAAGAGAUAUCAACCGAUCCAACCGAAACACCAAAUGGGAAAAACUGGAAAAAACAAAAUCUGUUUCUUGAAAUACCAUCAAGAACAACAACAACAACAUCAGAACCCUCUUCAUCUCAAGAAUCUGUUCAAAUCAAGAUCGCGUCGACACCAACUCCAACUCCUAAGAAAGUAAACUUCAAUCUAACGCAAAGCCCGCCAGAAACUACAACAAAUGCAGCUUCUGUUAGUAGUUCAUCAAGAACCAAAUCUUCAAAGAAAAGUUUACUGCCAAAACUGAACUUUAUGAACAGGAAUACGGUUCCGGAUACAGAAAGGACUGAUGGUAAUGUGGUUCCAGCAGCGUUGGCUUCGGUAACGCAUGAGAAGAGUUCAAUACCGAGAUCAUGGUCACUUACGAAAAUGUUUACGCCCCAGAGGACGUCUUCUUUGCCUGUUACCCCCAUUGCGCUAUCGGAUCAAGGAUAUGUACUUGGGAAUUCUGGUGGGUCACUUAAUUUGGAGACUAAAGUCCAAGGACAUAUAGCUCGGUCACGCUCAGUUCCAGUUCUCAACGAAUAUAUAAGUAUCAAGCGAAUGGAUUCUUUUUUCCGCGUGAUUCCUUCAACUCCACGAGUAAAAGAUUCUAAUACCGUUUUACCAACCCCUUCUCCAACCCAUGACACGGACAAUGAAGAUGAGGAUGGCGAAGACAUACCCGAAGAAGAAGCCGUUUGUAGGAUAUGUUUAGUUGAAUUAUGUGAAGGCGGAGAAACCUUGAAGAUGGAAUGCAGUUGCAAAGGGGAACUCGCGUUAGCUCAUAAAGACUGUGCUGUAAAAUGGUUUAGCAUCAAAGGUAACAAGACUUGUGAUGUGUGUCAUCAAGACGUAGAGAACCUACCCGUUACACUUCUAAGGAUACAGAGCAGUGUCAUAAACCGAAACGUUGGUGCAAGUAGAUCUAGCCCCGUGGAAAUAAACGGAUACGGUGAUGUCUAUAGGGUGUGGCAAGAAGUGCCGAUUCUUGUUAUCGUUAGCAUGUUGGCAUACUUCUGUUUCAUUGAGCAGCUUCUCGUUGGGAACAUGGGUACGAGUGCGAUCGCGCUCUCUCUUCCGUUUUCGUGUGUUUUGGGCCUUCUUUCAUCCAUGACCUCUUCAACCAUGGUUAGAAGAAGAUUUGUGUGGCUAUACGCAUCAAUUCAGUUCGCUUUUGUCGUAGCCUUUGCGCAUAUUUUCUACUCCGUGGUUCAUGUGCAGCCCGUUUUGUCGAUUCUGCUUGCUACAUUUGCAGGGUGUGGGGUUGCCAUGUGCGGCAGCUCAAUUGUCGUUGAGAUUAUAAGAUUAAAAAGACGAUGGCAACAUGAGAACAACACUUUAGAUCAGCAAAUGGUUUCGCAAAUUGUUUUACGUCCGCAGCCAAGACACACCCAAACUGCAUCCUCAUCAUCAUCUAAUGCUGUUCCUCCAGUCCACUUAUAAGUGAAAGUGGGAAUAUAGAAGCUGUCAGAGGCAGGGGCGGACCUACCCUUUAGCCAGGGUGGGCGGCCGCACCCCUUGAAAAAAAAAUUUUAGUGUAUAUUUUAGGCAAAAAACCUGACCGCACCCCUUGAAAAUAUGGUUAAACACCUCAUCCGCACCCCCAUCAAAUAAUUUCUGGGUCCGCCACUGGUCAGAGGUAGGUAAGUAGUUAAACAAUGGGAAGUGAAGAUCAUGAUUAAUGCAGUUUUAAUAGAGAUAAGAAUGUAGUGCCAAAAUAUAGAGGAUGAACAAUAGUGAAAAGUUUCUUCAAAAUUCAAUUUAUUUAUGUAUUGUGUUUUGUUA